Molecule: messenger RNA, 1660 nt
Organism: Ctenopharyngodon idella (grass carp)
Lineage: Eukaryota; Metazoa; Chordata; Actinopteri; Cypriniformes; Xenocyprididae
Exons: 1
Coding region: 161-1066 (301 amino acids)
Source: RefSeq, a predicted model, not a curated record
GUUUGGAUUUUAGACGUACUUCUUUUUAAUUUUCCAUAGUGUGUUUCUAUUUAGACAAGUAUGCAAAUAUUACUGGAGAGCACAAGGAUUAACUACUUUAACAACAAGUACUAUAGCUAAUGCUGUGAGCCACAUUAAAGGUCAGGAAAGCCAAAGAGAUAUGGUAGAUGAUAUAAACAUAUAUAGUAAGUCGGCUGAAAUUUUAAAUUGUGCACAGAAUAUCCAGCAACUAAUGAAUGUGAAUAGUGAGGUAGAUGGCAUUGCCUGGACAAAUCUGUAUGAUCAGAAGCACAAAAAUACAAAAACAGAUUUCAUAGCAAAACAGUUUGAAAGAAUUGAUAAAACUUUAAAGAAAAUCUCUGAUUGCCCAGCAAAAAUACAAGCUUUAAAUUUAUGCAAUAAGGGCAUGGAAAUAUGCAAUCAGCUGGCAAAAUAUGCACCAGAUGGCAAAUGUGACCAAGAAAAAAGCAUAAUACAGGAGGUCCUGGAUCUAAACAAAUUAGCUCAUAUUUUUGACAGCAAAAGCAAAGACAUCACAAAUUCUCCAGCCAUUUCUCCAAAACUACCAAUGAUGCAAAAAGAAGAAAAAAAGUCAGAGAACACAAGUCCUUCACAGAGGGCCACGGAGAAUGCACGAUUCGCCAUAGAGCAGACCCGAGCUCAGAUGAACAAGACAAGAGAGACCUAUGAGAAGUGUAUGGAGAACCUAGAGAAGAACCAGAAGGAACUAACUGAUAUCCUGGUCACUAUGAGAAACUGUGAACUGAAAGAGAUUGACUUCAAAACUACCAUAGAGAUGCUGGUCAAAGGAAUGGAUGCCAUGGGGAGAGUAAAGGAGCAGUGGGAGAAGAUGGUUCACUUCUUUCAGAUGGUUUCCAACAUUAUAAAAACCAGCCUGAGCAAAACUCUCACAAACUUUGUCUCAACAUCCGAGAAAACACAAAAGCUCUCCUACAAUGCAAAGCUCUUCUCAAAAGAUCUGCUGUACACUCAAGCCUUCCAAGCCUGUAACAUUGCUAGUCUGGUCCAUAUGAUUUAUAUGCUUUUCUUUAACAUGUUGCAAUGAUAGGUCAUUUUUGACAAUCACGCUCUUACUCCUGUUGAGAAACAUUUUAAAAUGUUUAUUUUUUGACGUUGUUUCUUCAGUCGGGAUUGUCAGAGUGUUUUUAAAUCAUCAUGAAUUCAGAUGAAACAUUUAACGUGUAAUAUUAAAAAAUCUCACCUUAAUUUGAUUUCAACAUUGUCUGUGUGAUAGCUUUAUCUGUUAAAAUUGUUUAGGAUCUCUGGAUUUAAAUCUCUGUUGCUUUUUAGAAAAUAUGAGACGAGACAAAAGCUUUUUCUUUCAAAUGUAACAACCAUUCCUGUCAAGUCAUCCCUCAAUAUCUGAAAUUUUGUUCCAGAUUAAGUGUGGGAAAUUGGAGAACAUCUUUUUGAGUACUGGUAUUUAGUGGACUUUUACUUAUGGUUUUUGCUUAUGGAGUUCUGUUUGGAUUUUAGACGUACUUCUUUUUAAUUUUCCAUAGUGUGUUUCUAUUUAGACAAGUAUGCAAAUAUUACUGGAGAGCACAAGGAUUAACUACUUUAGUUCUGCUUUAAGUGUAAUUGUUCUUAUAUUGUCUUCUGCCUUUGAUUUUAAUAAAUGGACUAUUAUGCUUGCCAA